Molecule: messenger RNA, 2633 nt
Organism: Betta splendens (Siamese fighting fish)
Lineage: Eukaryota; Metazoa; Chordata; Actinopteri; Anabantiformes; Osphronemidae
Gene: rnf220b
Product: ring finger protein 220b
Exons: 16
Coding region: 355-2031 (558 amino acids)
Biological process (GO): protein ubiquitination
Molecular function (GO): metal ion binding; ubiquitin protein ligase activity
Source: RefSeq, a predicted model, not a curated record
GGGUCACAGAGCGCGUGAAGGAGAGACCAAGAGAAGCAGGCAGAUCGACCCGCCGACAGUCCACUCACUCACUGAUGCCCUGAGACGCGGCGGCUGCGUCUCUCCAAACUACGCGCAUUAACUCAACUCCUAAACUCGCAGCAUCCGGAGGAGGACGACCGAAAAGAAGAAAAAAAAAAAAAAAACAACAACGCGAACGAGCCCGAAGCCGCACGCUUUUCUCCUGCGCGACCGGGAGAAAGUGCCGCGUCCUUGAAAUCCGAAGUUGAAAGAGAGGGAGAGUUGGGAGAGUUUGCUUGACGGCGAAAUAAUUCCUGCUUCGCGCACUCCAUCACGGACCAUUAACCGGAGGCAAUGGACCUCCACCGCCCCUUCAAGAUGGACAGCCCCUCCUACCUGCCAGCUCCCCUGGCCUCCCCCGCUCUGAUGGUCCUCGCCUCCACCGCCGAGGCCGGCCGAGACGCCUCCGUCCCCUGCCAGGCGCCCAGGCCCUUCGGGGUCCCUGCCUCCGUGGAGAAGGAACUCCACCUCCCCUUCCCCUCCGCCUCCUACACCUUCACGUCCAUGUAUCAGCGUCAGGGCCCCAUGUCCGGCACCUUUCCCUCCCGCGACUUCCCAGCUUCCCUGCUCCACCUGCAUCCCCAGUUCACCCCACCCAACCUGGACUGCUCCACCCUGGGCAUGCUCAACCACAGCGGGGUGGGCGCCUUCCGGCCGUUCUCCUCCCCGCAGGAGGAGAGGGAGUCGGGGGGGUACCAGUCGGCCUUCACCCCUGCCAAGAGGCUGAAAAGUUGCUUCCCGGAGGUGGAGGGGAAGGAGUUCGACUUUGGCUCCAUGGGAGGCGUCCUCAAGGCCGGGGAGGACUCGGGGAGGAAGCUGUUCUCCAUGUCCGGGUUGCUGUCCGACGGAGACGCUUCGUUGAGCCCCGAGGAGCGGAAGGAGCACAGUAAGGUGAAGGGUGUCUACGAUGCUCAGGCCCCCAUGUGUCCAGUCUGCCAGACCGUCCUGAGGCCCGGGGAGCUGCAGGAACACAUGGAGCAGGAAUUAGCCAAAGUCGCCCAUCUUCAGAUCAGUGGCCCUGCUGCGCAGAAUGACCACCUUCUUCGGACCCCGAAGUCGCUGUCCCUCUCGCUGCACAUAAAGCACGAAGGAGGUUCUCCCAGCUCACCGCCCCGACCGUCUGAGGACACCCACUCUGACCGGUACCAGACGUUCCUCCGCGUGCGCGCCAACAGGCACACGAGGCUCAACGUCGAUGACCUCUGCUGGUGCAGGUGCUACGUCAAAUCUGCCCCAUUACGUCCCCACAGCGCAGGAGCCCACCUAGACUGCACACAAGCUGUUAGGAUUGGAAAACUGAAGAGGAGGAAACCGGAGGACGGGCAGGAGGGCUCAGUGGACCUGGUGCCCCUGGAAGACGAGUGGAAUGAGAGGAGAAGGAUACAGAUGACGUCCAUAGUGGGAGGCUUUAAAGGUGCGGUGCUGGUGAGCGCGGCGGCCAAGGAGUGUCGAGACAGCGACGCCGACCUGGACGUGGACGGAGACGACACCCUGGAGUACGGCAGAGCCCAAUACACUGAGACAGAUGUUAUUCCCUGCACAGGAGAAAGCUCCAAGGAAACAUUAGUGAACAGCAGCAUAAUGCCAGACUCCAGAGUAAACCUGGACUUUUCCAAAUGGUCAAAUGACGGGAGUCCGUCCACCAGCAGUGGAGAGAAGGUGGACAGCAGCAUCGUUGGUCUCUCCAAAACCUGCAAGAACACAGAGAUAGAGACGCCCUCCGAGGACUCCACGCUGACAACUCUGGACACACUUAAAGCUCGGAUACGGGACUUGGAGAGACAGUUGUCUAAAGGCGACCGCUUUAAAUGCCUCAUCUGCAUGGACACGUACACGACCCCGCUCACCUCUAUUCAGUGCUGGCAUGUUCACUGUGAGGAGUGUUGGCUUCGAACACUGGGAGCAAAGAAGUUGUGUCCUCAGUGCAACACCAUCACCUCACCUGGAGACCUGAGGCGGGUUUACCUGUGACUCCGCCCACAGGGCACCAGGACAUUGGCUUCUUCUGCUGCAGCCAGUCAGGGUUGGAUUUGUGGGCAGCUGGCCUGUCAUAAAUUCCCACCCUCCUCCUCCUCACCUUCCUUUGUGUAUUCUUCCCAUCCACUAACAUUUGACAGUUUGAAGAAUCGCAGGUGUGACUUUCCUCUACAGCCUUGUACAAUGUCCAUGUUCCUGAGGCGCCAUCAGCCAAACGUGCAGAAAUGUUUAAAACCAGAGCUCAGGCACUAAAACGCAUUUUGGGACAAUAUUUAUGGAUUUUCUAAGCUUUUGGUCUAUUUUAUGAGGAGAAGAAAAAUAGCUGAAUUAAAGCACAUGUACAUAGUGUGUGUGUUUGGAUUGAUGUGUUUAUAAGAUGUUGACUAGCAGAACAGUGUGACUGUAUUUACUGUACAGAGCUUUUUCUGAUCAGCUAAGUUCUUGUUUGUUUAGCUCAUUUGUAGGUUGGAGACAGUCUCAGUAAUCCCAUCGCAUUUAGACUCAUUUCAUCUUUGUCACUGCUGUGUUUCUUUGUAUAGGGUCAUUCAAUCUAAUUUUAUCAAUGUUACUACAAUAAAACGUGAGUCUAAAAUGUG